GCAGCAGCAGCAGCAGCAGCUUCGUCUGUGGCCUCUUCCAGGACCUCGUUCGGUACGGGAAGACGAAGCGGGGCUGCGGGCCGCGCACGGCCGGGCCGCGCCUCCGCCAGCUGCCCAAGAGAAGUGUUAUUCUGGCGUUACGGAUGGGGAAUGGAGGAGCGUAGAUGCUGCAGUCAUACAGAGGCCAUAUGUGCCAAACUGGAACAAAAGCCUCAUCCCGUGAAUCCCAGUGCCAUGUGGUAUCUGCAGAACAAACCUUCCUGCAGGGCUCAGCCCGGGGUCUUGGGGCUGUGGGUUCCUGAGUGUCAAACAUACUGUAGGUGGUUUACUCACUUUUAUGUGGUUUCUGUGUUCUGGAACGGCUUUCUGCUGAUCUGUCUUUUCCAAGCCAAGUUCCUCGGAGGGUUGCUCCCAUCAUGGAUUCAGUGCGUGCACCGUGCUCUUGGCAGAGAUUCUCAGAGUGAGGACAUUGGCAACGAGCACUUCUCUGCGCUGCUGGUUCUCCUGCUGCUUUGGCUGCAUAGCUGUCGAAGACUGGCAGAAUGCCUCUGGACCAGUGUGUUUUCCAAUGGUGUCAUUAAUAUCGUGCAGUAUUGCUUUGGACUUGUUUACUACGUUGCUGUUGGCUCAACUGUGCUAUGUCAAGUGCCUACUAAUGUCAGGAAUGGAAAAGAGCUUUCUGUGCAGAUCUCCUGGUAUCACAUUGUGGGAGUUAUGAUGUACAUUUGGGCCUCUCUUCACCAACACAGAUGUCUUGUAAUUCUAGCUAAUCUUAGAAAAAGUAAAUCAGGAAAAGUUGUAAGUCUGAGCCACAAUGUACCUUUUGGAGAUUGGUUUGAGAGAGUUUCUUGCCCUCAUUAUUUUGCAGAGCUCCUCAUAUAUGUAUCUAUGGCUAUCAUGCUUGGAUUUUACAACGUGACGUGGUGGUGUGUAGUGUUGUAUGUUCUUUUUAACCAAGCACUGGCUGCUGUUUUGUGUCACGAGUUUUAUCAUAAAAACUUUAGCUCCUACCCAAAGCAUCGAAAAGCAUUUAUACCAUUUGUUUUUUAGAAUACUUCUUCUAAAGUAUCUUUAAUGCAAACUGGGAAAUGUUUUCUAUAAGGGAGUAAGAACAGCGUAUCAAAGCCAAGGUAAAAUUGCACGUUUUAUCUCUAGCUUAAAACCUCAUAAUUUUAAUGAUAAUCUCAUCCGUGUUACAAGUUUACGUGGGGAAAUGUAAAGUCUCUACGUAUUAUACAAGCUAAAACAAAGUUUACUGAAGACCUUAAUUCAAACUGAGGAGAUGUUAAUUGGCUCCUUUCUGGUUUAUAUAUUAUGCAUAAAACACUUGCUGUUGUACAGCAAGCACAAAUGCAUUUACAUGAAAACUGUGUGGUGAAAGAAGGGUACAGGGAAUAAUUUGAACUACUGUAUUUCAUGGCUUGUCUAAUAUUUAAGUGUAAUUUUUUUUUCCUAGUUUCUUUUCACUGAAUCACUUCAGAGGGAGGCAAAUUGUGUAUCUUUCUGUGCUUCCCUGUUGAUAAUUAAAACCAGCCACUGCUUUGUAACUGCAAGCACAAAAACCUGUGGAGAAAGCUGUGGUGGAGGAAUGACUCAUGCUCAGCAGCAUAGAUAAACAGGCCCGUUCUCUGCAUUAUCUCUUUUGCAGCAAAGUGUUUUCAUUCAUUGAUGAAAACUCCUUGUUUAUCCCUAAACUGGGAAAAUCAUUGAAGGUUCUCUGUCUAGAAAGACUGUAGAAGAGAAUUUGCAGAAAAUUAAUGUUCUUUGUUACAGUUCUGUUAUUCUUAUAGUGGGUUAUUGGAGUCCCUCAUGCGUUACUGACAUCCCUUGUGUGUUAUAGGGGGCAGUUAUGCAGGAUGGCUGUAAUCACAUCUACAGUAGGUUUUGCGCAGCCUGUGAGAGCAGAUAUAAUGAACUGCCAAGGCAGAGAACAUACAGAAACCAGUACCUGACCAGUGUUGCAAAGAAAUUCUUUACUGGGGAGAUGAUGUCACUCAGCCUAGGGUUUUGGGGUUUUUUGGCACUUAACUAUUGAAUGUUUUGGUCCUUUUCAUGAUACUGGAGUGAAUGAUCGGUUUGCAUGAUGGAGCAUAUGGAUGCUGGUGUUUCAGUGUGUUUUCUACUUACAUGCAUAUAUUAUUUUAUACAUGAGAAUAAUUUUUAUAUACCAAAGUAUAUAUUGCAAAUUAAUUAAAAUUGUUUAUUACACCUA
Molecule: messenger RNA, 2212 nt
Organism: Falco peregrinus (peregrine falcon)
Lineage: Eukaryota; Metazoa; Chordata; Aves; Falconiformes; Falconidae
Gene: SRD5A3
Product: steroid 5 alpha-reductase 3
Exons: 6
Coding region: 151-1050 (299 amino acids)
Biological process (GO): dolichol-linked oligosaccharide biosynthetic process; polyprenol catabolic process
Cellular component (GO): endoplasmic reticulum
Molecular function (GO): 3-oxo-5-alpha-steroid 4-dehydrogenase activity
Source: RefSeq, a predicted model, not a curated record